This is a messenger RNA of Branchiostoma floridae (Florida lancelet), 3740 nucleotides long. RefSeq lists its product as uncharacterized. The coding region runs from base 81 to 3740 and encodes 1219 amino acids. The transcript is spliced from 27 exons. The record is from RefSeq and is a predicted model, not a curated record. NCBI's taxonomy places the organism in Eukaryota, Metazoa, Chordata, Leptocardii, Amphioxiformes, Branchiostomatidae. Gene Ontology annotation, molecular function: calcium ion binding; protein binding.
UGGACAGCUAGCUGACAUACGUGUUGCCCGGCUUGACCAUCUUCGACUACAAACAUACCAGACGCCUGAAGAGGACCAUCAUGAGAUGUGCCGUGCUCGUCUUGCUGCUGGCAGUUCUGGCGGCGGGGAGCCACUUCCGUGGAACUACCAUCUCCUGGAGGGCGGACAAAAGCACCACUGGCCUGGUCCAUUUCUCCUUCAGGAUAGCGUGGAGAAGGUCGUCAUCAAACAGCGAUUGUACUCAGAAUAGUAUAGUAGAUGGAACUCUUCACGGGGCUGACGAAAAUUGGUCCACCCAGCAAGAAGGCGCGCUCUCAUCUACUCGGUACUACUGCACUGACUUCAGCGUCAGCGAGGACUGGGCGACUGGGGGGAACACCUUCGACUAUGUCUUUAACGAUGCAACACCGCGGAUAGUGUACUAUGGGGCUUGCUGUUGGAUCAAUGUGAAUGAACGCGGAUCAGGAAGCUGGUACGCCAAAACUGUGGUUGACCUUUCGCCCAGGAGUGACACUGGCCAGCCGAACUCUUCGCCAAUCAGCGCAAGUGCACCGAUUGUGAGAAUUAUACAACAGUGCGACUCUAUAAUCCGUAUCCCGGUGGAGGACCCGGAUGGAGAUGCUGUGAGGUGCAGGUGGGGUAGUGGAACCGACGAAUGCGGUGGCGUCUGUGGUGCUCUGCCUAAUGUGAACCUGGACGAGGGAACGUGCACCUUGCACUACACAGCUGCGGGAGGAGGGAUGGCAACAGGCUGGUGGGCCAUUGCUCUCGUCCUGGAAGAUUUCGUCCGCAGCCCGUCCUGUUCCUCUCCUCCUUUUCCCGCAUCGUGUGGUCCCUUCACCCAGAUACCACUUCAGUUUCUGGCUUUUGUUGAAUCGUCCAAUGUACCCUGCAAUCAACGGCCAGAGCUUAUUGGCCAGACGCCUGAUGACCAGGAUUGCAUCGGCAUUCCUCCCGGCGACACGUACACUGCAGUCAUUCAAGCGGAGGCAGGGCGUAGCGGAGUAACGAUCAGCGAAAUACUAACGACUUCGCCCAUCGGUCUGACCAAGUCCAGCCUGGCGGUUGAUCCGAACAACCCACAGCGUGCCUCCGUCACGGUCACAUGGACACCAACGGCACAACAAGCCGGGCAGCACAUUUUCUGUUUCCGUGCAAAGGACUCCUUUGGCUUUGAGUCCAGCCAAAGAUGUGUGACACUUUUAGCAGGAGCAACUGGAAAUAACAAUCCCCCUGCCGCCAUGCUGCAAACACGUACUCCAACUCACCAGGUCGACAUCACUCAGCAGAUUACAUGGUCAUUGACUUUUGACAUCAAGCCUGAACUGCCAUCAACACCCAAGUACAUACGGUUCUUUGACGACACGGACAUGGAGGUCCAUACCAUCGACACCAGCAGUUCGUCUGAUGUCCAGAUCUCGGGCAACACCCUCAGCUUCACGACAGCUCCGAACGUGAUCGGCCAAGGCAACCACUACAUCCUGAUGGACGCCGGUGUGGUAGUGAGCCCGGCCAACUGUGCGGCCAGCGGCCCUCCCUUUGUCGGCAUCAGUAGCAGGAGUACAUGGACGUUCUCUGAUACCGAUGAGUGUGCAAGUGGAACCGACAACUGCAGCCCCCAAGCCUCCUGUACCAACACAGCCAGCGGUUUUACAUGCGCUUGUAAAGCAGGCUACACCGGCAACGGUGUUUCCUGUACUGACAUCAACGAAUGUACUGCUGGGACCCACAACUGCAGCGCCCGAGCCUCCUGUACCAACACAGACGGUGGUUUUAACUGUGUAUGUAACGUGGGCUAUAGCGGCGACGGCAUCACUUGUACCGACAUAGAUGAAUGUGCGGCUGACCCCGGCACAGCCAACUGCAGCGCCCAAGCCACCUGUACCAACACUGACGGUUCUUUUACCUGUGCUUGUUACUCCGGAUACACUGGCGACGGUGUCUUCUGUCUUGACAUCGACGAGUGUGCGGCUGGUACCGACAACUGUAGCGCCCAGGCCUCCUGUACCAACAUGCCGGGCAGUUUUACCUGUGCUUGUGACUUUGGCUACAUCGGCGACGGUGUCAAUUGUACUGACAUCGAUGAAUGUACGGCUGGUACCAACAACUGCAAUGCGCAAGCCUCCUGUACCAACACAGUCGGCAGCUUUUCCUGUGUAUGUAAUUCAGGAUACAGCGGCGACGGCGUCAACUGCACUGACAUUGAUGAAUGUACAACUGGUACUGACAACUGCAGCCCCCAUGCCUCCUGUUCCAACACAGCCGGUGGUUUUACCUGUGGUUGUCACUCAGGCUACACUGGCGACGGUGUCUCCUGUGCUGACAUUGAUGAGUGUGCCAAUGGGACCGACAACUGCAGUCCCCAAGCCACAUGCACCAACACAGUCGGUGGUUUUACCUGCGCAUGCCAUUCAGGCUACGGCGGCAACGGCGUCAUCUGUACUGAAAUUGAUGAGUGUGCCAAUGGUGCCGACAACUGCAGUCCCCAUGCCUCCUGCACCAACACAGUCGGUAGUUAUACCUGCGCAUGCCGUUCAGGCUACAUGGGCGACGGCGUCAACUGUACAGGGCUCUCCAACUUAACGUUCACCGAUGUCGGGAUGGACUACGUCUCGCUAUCAUGGACGGCGCCGACUGACCUCCUGAUAAUGGGGUACCGGGUCCGGUACAGCAGCACAAGUGGCUCGCACCGAGACCUCCAUCCCCCGCCCUCAGCUAACGACACCACAGCCACUGUACUGGGACUCUGGGCACAGACAGAGUACACCUUCACUGUCACUUCGUUUGGCGUGAACGACACGAAGAAUGGGGAAAUCAGCGGGACGCAGAUGACAGCUGACGUGGAAGUGAACGUGGUGUGUAGUCAGGAUCAGAUGCAGCUGUCCUUGCCUAGAGCGGCCCUGCCUGGCGUAUUUGUGGACAAUAUGCACCUGUUGGACGACACCUGCCGAGCCACAGUCAAUCCCACAGAGGUGACGGUGCAGACUGGUCUUCAAGAGUGUGGGACCUUUCAAAAUGUUUCAUCAGAUGACAAAUUUACCUUCAUCAACGAGGUCAUCGCCAGACAAGUGGUAUAUGACAAUGGCGCUGUCAGGGGCACGCCUUUCAGGAAACGGUUCCACUGUGAGUUUCUCCGUCGGUACGAGGUCUCGGGAAGACAGAUCCUGUACAACAUUCCAUCCCCUCGUGUGCAGGUUGUGAAUGCGAACAACAGCUUUAUCUUUGAGAUGCACAUGUAUACAUCUGCGGACUUCAGCGCUUCCUACAAUUCGGACAACUUUCCUCUUCAGGUAUUGCCGACUGACCGCAUCCACUAUAGCCUGAGCGUGCGUUCACCUCUGAGUAACCUGGAGCUGUUCGCCCUGGACUGUGUCUCUACUCCCACCAUGGACCCUGACGACUCACCGAGAGUCAUCAUCAUUCAGGACGGUUGUGACAUCGAUACCACCCUGACGAGGGACAGCGCCCGUUCUACUGACAUGGCACUGUACUUUUCCAUUACAGCCUUCACCUUUCCAAACGCCGCCGAUCCCAGUCUGGUAUAUCUCCAUUGCACCAUGGUGAUCUGCCUGAAGGAUGACGUGAACUCCCGGUGCAGGCAGGGCUGCAUCCCCGCCAGACGCCGCAGGGACGUGGCGGGAGAGGACCGGGUCCGACGCGACAGUAGCAAUGACGUUCAGCAGUCUGUCACCCAAGGACCAUUCCGGAUCGUCAGGGAACAAGACGCAGGCAUCAAAUAA